Messenger RNA from Dichotomopilus funicola, 819 nucleotides. RefSeq lists its product as uncharacterized. The coding region runs from base 1 to 819 and encodes 272 amino acids. The record is from RefSeq and is a predicted model, not a curated record. NCBI's taxonomy places the organism in Eukaryota, Fungi, Ascomycota, Sordariomycetes, Sordariales, Chaetomiaceae. The transcript has 5 exons.
AUGAGCCUUUCAACCUCCCCCGAACCCAAUGCUUGGGCGCGACUCGAUACUAGGUUAGUCGGCAUCCUGGACAAGCUCUGCCGUGCCGAAUACGACUCCGAAGCAGAUUCUAUCCCAAUUUGUCCACGGCCGUCCCGUGAGGCACUCGAGGCCUGUCACGUUACGGUCAAUUCUCCGCGUUGUCCUUCGGCAUUCGCCUGGGCCGCCGUUUUCUGCCGCGCUGCGCACUCUGCUCUCAAGGAUCAGCAAGCCACGGCGCCGCUCCUUUGCGGACGCGACCCUCGGGAGGAUUGUCUUGCAGGGCCGAGCUUCCACGAGAGCGGCCAUAUAUCGUGGGCUGGGGAAACCAUGAUUGAGCACACAGCCACCAACUGGGGCUGCAUGCUCGCCGAUCAAACUGCUCCGGUGGACGCGCGGCCCAACCGAGGCCCAGCGGACAAGUAUGUUCUCCGAAGCGAGCUACUCGCCUGCGUGUGCCCCAUGCGCCUUCAGAUCAACGAGACCCCGGUAGACGGCUACGAGUUCACAGGCUGGAAACUCCGUGUCGGAAACAGCAUUGUCAAGAGCACGGUUAUUUGUUUUGAAGAUACUCGAGUCCGGGUAAUUCAGGCCUCCUACGACCCGUCGUUAGCAACGCCUGCCCUCGUCGCCACACUGCGAGGGUCAUACCCGCUCCCUGCUGUCCCGGUCGCCACUUGCUCAAAGGACACUGUGUGGCCUAUUUUGUGGUGGAUUCUCAACCCUGACGGGCCGUCUGAUUCAUUGACCGGGUUGAGCUGUCUACGGGGGGUUCAGUACGCACUCGCCCCUCAAGCGUAG